AUGGCUUCUCUGCUCUCCGAAGGUCCACCUGCAGGGCCUCGCCAGAAAAAUCUGCUCCCAGCCCAGCCCAGAGCCGCAGAAGCUGAACUUGGCUGGCAAAUUCCUUGCCUGGCCCUGGAUGCUGUGCAGGAACGGAUGCAUGAGAAGAUACAGGAGAACUGGAGGCAGGGUAGCACUGAAAAGCUGUCUGCUUCCACAUUGGAGAAAAGAGGGCUGCAGGAGCAGGAGCGGGGACGGGAAGAGGAAGGAAAGGAGCUGAGAGCGAAGGAGAAAGCCGCAGAAGCCGCAGAAGCCGAAGGAGAAGCCACAGAGGCCCCCACCGUUGAGGCGCCCGGGGAGAAGGCGGGACAGCCGGAGCCGCCCUUCAGGAAGGUGGAGGUGAGCGGGGAGUACCUGGACGGCAAGGCCCCACGCAGGAAGUUGCAGCUACAGACUGAAGGGAACUUGACUCCAGGGAUGGGGAAGAGCCACCAGCAGCUGCUGGGGCGCUGCAGGCCUGCAAAGCUGGCUGGAGGAGCUGGAGGAGCUGGAAGCAGGAGGCAGGGAAGCCCGAGAGCUGAGAACAAGACUCAGGGGAAGCAGGAAAAGCACACAGCCCGUGUGGUGAAGAUGCAGCAGCAGCAAGACCAGCGGCACCAGAACCUGCCUAAGAAGACGAUGGCCAAGUCCGAGUGGCACCUGGAAAAGGCCGGCAGGAAGGGCUGGAUCCUGCCCAGGGCCUGGCCUGCUGUGAGGCCGGCCACUGGGUAUCCUUUCCCACUUGUGGCUGCACUGACAGUGGAGGCUCAAGAGAAUCUCCAAUCCUAUGAUGCUGGACAGUCCCCAGUCUGUGUAGACUCAGGCUCCUCCGUGUAA
Messenger RNA from Myotis lucifugus (little brown bat), 855 nucleotides. It is a transcript of the gene SURF6, whose product is annotated as surfeit 6. The record is from RefSeq and is a predicted model, not a curated record. Lineage: Eukaryota; Metazoa; Chordata; Mammalia; Chiroptera; Vespertilionidae.